Messenger RNA from Theileria equi strain WA, 1401 nucleotides. RefSeq lists its product as hypothetical. The coding region runs from base 1 to 1401 and encodes 466 amino acids. The transcript has a single exon. NCBI's taxonomy places the organism in Eukaryota, Apicomplexa, Aconoidasida, Piroplasmida, Theileriidae. The record is from RefSeq and is a predicted model, not a curated record.
AUGAACAAGGGGAAAACUGUGGAUAUAGACAUUGGGAAGAAAGCUCAGAAGGGUAAUGGAGUCGAACAAGAUGAGAAUGGAUACCACUAUACUAGUUCAAAUGGUGGGACAGUUAAUCUGACGGAUGACUGGUUUCCUGAACCAGAGGGAACUUACAGGAAGUUUACCCAUACUCCAAAGGGUGGUAAAAUAGGGAGUAUUAAUAGUGGAAACCAAGGAUUAAAUACAUUUACUGGUUUAGCUACUUAUAAUAGUGUCUCAGUCUUUUACUGGUCGGAUGAUAAUACCUUUAGAAAUCCUCUUCUAAUUCAACUUGGUAGUGAAAAUGAUGAUUAUUACACUGAUCCUGAAGGUGAUAAUACUUGGAGUAAGCAGAGUGGAGUACAUAAUGGUACUCUCAGGAAGACCCUCGAUAAAGAGAACUGUAAAAGGAAUUAUGCUCAUGUUUUAGACAUUUCUAAGAAGAAUAACACAAAUUAUAACUGUCCAAGUUGUGAUACUGGAACAAAAAUCAAUGUAUCAUACUCCAGCGUCGCCAGUAUCAUUUCCUCUGCAUAUACUAUUCCUGGUGCUAGAUCCCCAUUCUCAGUAACUAGUUUCAAGAAUGAUAACAAUUGGCAAGCUGGACUACCAUCUCUAAAGGAUGUCAAAAAUGUCAAGGUCAUCUGGAGCUCAUAUGUUGGUAAUAAUAAACCCCUCCUUUCAGUCACCCCUCAAACUGGAAAUAAGAGAUACUUCAGGAGGAAUGCUGAGAAUGGAAAUGCCUGGAUUGAAGUUACUGCUAGUCAAUCUAGUCUACCUAAUGGAGAAACUCCUACUCUUGCUACUCUCGAUUUAUCUAGACAUGCUGGAACAUACACUAAUGGAGAUGUAAAGAUUACCGUUAGAGUUAGUCACAUCGGUGAUGGAUAUUACAGAUACCAGUAUUCUCUCUGCGGUGGGCCAUUUAGGGCCACUAAAGUCCAAAACAACUCUUCUACACUUUCUGGUAUAGAAUAUUUAGAUGGUACCCUUGAUAGUAUCUCCGCAUAUUACUUUGGAAGUACUACAGAGCCGCCUAAUCUUCUUCUAGUUGAACUAAGAUCACAAGGUGGGAAGAAUUACAACUACUUUUGCAGAGAAACAAAGGAUGCACAUACAUGGUCCCCCUGUCUUGGAUCCGGAGGGGAAACUGGUAAGCAACUUGUUGGAUCCUCUCUAAAACAAACUCUUGACGCUAUUAGGAAGGUACAAUUUCCUGAUCCUCCAAAGAGCAUUGGUCAGCAGAUACUUGAUUUCCUCAAUUCUACUUCUGGAAAAAUUACUGAAGGAGUUACAGGGGGUCUAGCAACGGUUGGGUUAGGUGGUCUAGGUAUAUGGAAAGGCCCUGCUCUAAUUGCAAAACUAAUAGCUCGUCUGUAA